CCACGUCCUGCUCGCCCGGGCUGCAUGCGCGGCGGCGUCGUCCCCCGGCGCGCGUAUAAAUACCUGCUCGCAGCGCGUCCAUGGCAACCGGCGCCCAUCUCAUCGAUCUCGACCGUCCUCCAUCGGCCUCGAACAAGCUAGUGGCUGUAGCUAGAGUGACCUCUCGGGGAGUAGCUAGGAUGGGGAAGGGUAGCGGUGGGGCCGGCUCGCGGUGGGCGCUGCUCCUGGUGGCGGGGGUGCUGCUCGCCGCGGCGGCGACGGCCGCCGCGGAGGAGGACGUGGGCUCGGAGGUGGCGGCGGCGGCCGACCGGGACCCGAAGGAGGACCUGCGGUGGUGCAGGAAGGGGUGCCGGUGGCAGUACGGGCAGGACGCGCGGCGGCGGGCGGAGUGCGAGCGCGAGUGCCGGGAGCGGCACCACCUCCAGGACGAGCGGGAGGACGAUGAGGACGCGCUCGGCGGCUCUGGGAGGGGCGAGUGCCGGCGCAGGUGCGCGAGCCGCUACGAGGACCAGCCGUGGCGGGUGCCCGAGUGCGUGAGCCGGUGCCGCCCCCGCGGCGCCGCGGAGGAGGACGAGGAGGAGGAGAACGAGGGCGGGCGCGAGUGCCGGCAGCGGUGCGAGCGCCGCCACGCCGGGGACUGGCGGGAGAAGCAGCGCUGUCUGAUGGAGUGCCGCCGCCGGGAGGAGGGGGCUGCCGAGGACGACGACGGCAACCGGUGCCCGUGCUCGUGCAGGAAGCAGUGCGAGCGCCACCAGGACCAGGGCAGCAGGCGGCGCUGCGUCGAGGCCUGCGAGCGCCGCCGGGAGCAGGAGGGCGAGGACUGCAAGCGCUGCGCCGAGGAGUGCAAGCGCCAUGGCGACCAGCGCAGCAGGCAGCGCUGCGUCGAGGCUUUCGAGCGCCGGGAGCGGGAGGAGGGCCGCCGCGGCGGCAGCCGCGACGCCGACGCCGGCUCCGGAGAGGACAGCGGCCACGGGGACCGGUGCGAGAGGAAGUGCCAGCGCUACAGCGACUGGCCGGCGAAGCUGCGGUGCAUGGAGCAGUGCCAGCGCGAGGAGGGCCGCGGCGACGACGCCGACGAGCAGGAGGACAGCUACUGCACCGGCCGCUGCGAGGAGAGGUGCCAGCACCACGGCGGCCGGGAGACGCAGAGGCGGUGCGUGCGCCGCUGCGAGCGCGAGGAGGGCUGCAGCCGCCGCCGCGACGCCUCCGCCGCCGCCGGCGAGGAGGAGGGCAACGACGACCGCAGCUGCAGGCAGCAGUGCCAGCACUACCGCGACUACGACAGGAAGAAGCGGUGCAUGCGCGACUGCCGCCGCCACCAGGGCCGCGGCGAGGACGGCGAAGAGCUCGCCACCGGCGAGGAGGGCAACCACCACUGCAGGGAGCAGUGCCAGCACCACCGCGACUACGACAGGAGGCAGCAGUGCAUGCGCGAGUGCCGCCGCCACCACGGCGGCGGCCGCGGCAGCUGGGAGACGGUGGCCGGCGCCGUCCUCCAGGUGGUGUGACGCGCAUGGAGACGGUGUCACGGCGCCGGCCGCCACACGUGGCCGGCCUGCAGGUGGACCCCACCCGUCGACCAAGUACUACCGCUCCUCGUCCGCAUAUACACCUGUGUACGCGCACGCGUACGUAUACGUCUUCUGUACGUAGAGGCGUAGACGAAUAAUAAAGAGCGGUGGACGCAUACGUGGCGACGGCUCUCCGUACGAGAGGGAGCUGUCGUGUACCGUAUGUGAUGAUGUAAAUACGUGGAUGCGUGGGACCCGCUAUCUGGUGACACUGUUUGCCUAAAGUUUGCUUCUGGAACUCCUAGUUGAGAGGCUAUGUAAGUGAGAUGUGUGCUGUUGUUAAAUAAAGUGACACCGUUUACAAAAA
Messenger RNA from Panicum virgatum (switchgrass), 1878 nucleotides. RefSeq names its product antimicrobial peptides-like. Gene Ontology annotation, biological process: defense response to fungus. The coding region runs from base 81 to 1508 and encodes 475 amino acids. Lineage: Eukaryota; Viridiplantae; Streptophyta; Magnoliopsida; Poales; Poaceae. The transcript has a single exon. The record is from RefSeq and is a predicted model, not a curated record.